CCGUCAUCCACUUCAUCUGCUUCAUUUUCAACAUUCUUGUCCUCUGCCCUUGCUUCCAGCUCGUCUAAUUGCCUCUGCUCGGACUUUCAGGUUGAACCGAUUGUCACUGCUGAUUUCCCAUCUUCAUCCUGUUCCCGGCCGACGUCCCCUCUGCUUGAGGCUUCUACAGACAUAUCCUUUAUUAAUCAUGUCCCACCAAGUCCCCAAACUUUAUCGUUAAAUAGGAUUCAAUGUUUUUCGGAUGGAUCAAAGCCCAUUGAGAAAAUUGAUUUAUUGGCCUUAAUUUCCGACGGAUCGGUUGAUCCUGUAACAAUAGCUUCUGCACCAAAAGCAGUAAAAGCAGCAGCAACAGCAACUACUUCCAUUACUUUUUCUGAUGCUGGUAUCGCAACUUCAUCUAUUUACUGCCAGUCUUCUGUUGCAAAUACAAUUGAUGCUAGUCACAGAUCUAGCAAACUUCCCCCCGAGUUGCUUGUAUGUGAAAAAUCUUCCUCAACUUCACUUUUAGCCCCGAACUGGCUUCCGCUACAAUUACCCUUUGAGAAGAGUCUCUAUGAGGACAUUUAUAGAGCUUCUUUGGUCUCCGCUCAAGCCUUUGCUUGCCCAUCUCAGUCUGCUUUAUCUCAGGACCAGGCCGGAAAAACGCCUACUUUGCAUAGUUCAUCUCUGCCCUCCCUUCCACAUAAUUCACAAGUUCCUCUACCUCAAAUCUUGCCGUCUAACUUUGGCCAGGAAGUUGCACAUGUGGCUAUUCUCAAAUGA
Protopolystoma xenopodis is the source of this 762-nucleotide messenger RNA. The record is from the annotation of a GenBank genome assembly. Lineage: Eukaryota; Metazoa; Platyhelminthes; Monogenea; Polystomatidea; Polystomatidae.